AUGAGCUCGCUCAUACUCGUCAGCAGCAUCGCUGGCGCUGUUCUCGCUAUUUCGGGCAUAAUCUGGUGCAUCAGUCAUGCUUACGGCGCCCGGCACGCGCCAUCGCGCCGUGUGUACGCGGAUGCGGAGAGCGUAACCCUUCAGGAGGAGAGCGCGUUUGGGGAUGCCCCUAGUGCGCAAGUGGGCGCGGGCAGAGGCGAUAAUGACGCUGCCUACACGCCAGCCUAUAACAGCGGCCAGAGGCCAAGUCAGAAUCUUCGCGACAACUACGCCGAUCGCGACGCCAUCGACUAUCGCGGGGAGAGCAAUAACAACUACUAUGGCCUCGAUGGCGGUGUGCGGCCGGCAUCGCCGAACGCGGAGCGCGUGGAGGGUAUCCCCAUCGAAGCCCGUGUGCGUCCACGGCGCAAUCUGCCACGUAAUCGAAUCGUCGUGCAUCAUGGUGACCAGGACGUGUGCCUUGAUUUCCGCGGCGUCGAACGCGUGCCCCAGGCCGGACCUCCACCGCUCACACUUGAAGAGAAGCAGCGCCUCGAGGAUGAGCAAAAUCGCAUUGCCUCCCCAGAGUUCUAUGGCCGCGCCGCGUACGAGGACCGGCGAGCCUCCGACAGAAAUACACCCAACGUGCGGCUCAGCUCUUCCUUGCUACAGGAGCUGCAGCUUCAGUACAGUAUGUCGCCAGGCUGCAGAGCUGCCCUCAACAACUACGCCACCGAAAGCAGCGUGGGGAGCAUGAGCUUCCGGCCAGGCUCGCCAGCUGGGUCGGCGCGGCACGCACGGCAGGGUUGGCAAAGUGCCACUCCAACCAGCACUAGCUUGCAGAACGGCAGCAUUGGCGGCCUCCAGUUUUUUCGCCGACGCAAGAAGUCGCCCACGCGCUAUGACAGAGGUGGCAGUACGAGCCCCAGCCAAGCCCUGCACCAGGUGAACUUCUCCUCGGCACCACGCAACCGUCAGGAAGAUCUCGAGAGCACCUCCGACGACUUCGAGGACGUUUCGCUGCACAACGCCCCCGCUCUUCCUCGUCUGGAGCAGCUGCGCGAGUUCUUGCUCAAGCAGGAGCAACAGACGGUGGGCCGACUAUCCCCAACGACGGGGCUGGAAAACGUAAACGGCUUUGACCAGAUUAGCCUGCACGGUACUUCUCCCGUCUUCUUAGAUCGCCAAGUGAGCGCCAGAGCAUCCGCAGCAAGCGUCAGCCCGGUCGGGCUUGGUGGAGGGUGGGCCGCAGCUGGCACAGGGGCGUCCCCGUAUAGCCAAAGUGUAGCGCCGUAUCCGCUCCACCACUCGACCAUGGUCGCUGGCCUGCCAGCCUUGAAUGCCUCCUUCCACAGCUACCAGUCUUGGUGCUCCGCAUCUGUCAACUCUCCCGUCGUGGGACUGGCAGGGUCGCCGUCCUACCCGCACGUGGGCUCGACAUCACCGCUUUCCGGCACUCACCCUGGAGCGGAAGAGGCAGGCGCCAGCGCGCGCACCGGUGUCAAGCCGCCUCACCCCGUUUUGUCACCGAGGAAGGCACCUGCAAGCACACGCCAUCAGACAUCACUUUCGGGUGCCGUGCACGGAAGCGGUAGCAACGCCGCAGUGCAAGCUUGUCAUGUCGGCACGUUCUCUUCGCCGUCGAAUCGGUGUAGCAGCGGCCUGCGCUCGCCAUUCUCUCUGCCUGGGAGUGACCCGGUGACAGCAUCCUGCUCGGCAAGCUCUGGGGGAGCGAGAGCACAGACUUAG
This is a messenger RNA of Leishmania mexicana MHOM/GT/2001/U1103, 1728 nucleotides long. RefSeq lists its product as hypothetical. Lineage: Eukaryota; Euglenozoa; Kinetoplastea; Trypanosomatida; Trypanosomatidae. Bases 1 to 1728 code for a protein of 575 amino acids. The record is from RefSeq and is a predicted model, not a curated record. The transcript has a single exon.